AUGGAGGCAAUGAUGGCAGAGUUCAAUGGAAAGUUACAUGACCUCAAGACAUCGAUGCUCCUACGUGUAGACGAAUCCAACGAAGAAAUGGACACAAUACUUCUGGAUAUGCACAAUACACUCGACGAGCUUGAAAAACAUGUAUCAUACAUGUCAUCGUUUCUGUCAGAGGAAAAGGUAUCCAUUGACCUUGCUCAGGACAUUAAAUAUAGAUUGAAAGCACAACACAGAUACCUUGAGCAUUUACAAAGCAAUCUACCUAAACAUCUGCCCGGGACUGCGGAUGCGGCUAUCAGACAAGCUCUACCGAAUAAACAUGUCAAGACCAAGAGACUACAGAAAUCUGCUACCAAGACUAUGAAAAAAACACGAGACAAUGAUGACUCGGACCGAUUACCCAAAGUAUCGUAUGUGACAAUCUCGGAAUUCGAUAACGUCCCAAAAUACAUUGUGAAAAGGUUAACACGUGAAAAAAUAAAUGAAGCCAUAGACGAUAUCAAUAAAGUCUUUGGUGAAAAGUACCGAAUACUCAGAAUGAAUCCGAGUUCCAUGUCUCAGAAUAUGAAAGCUCGAUAUUGGGAAUACAAAGAAUCAUACAUUGACGAAAUCAAGGAACGACCGUAUAUAACAGAAAAAGAUCUGAAGUCGUCAAACGUUCGAAUAAAAUUCAAACCAGAUAUUACCGGCAAAACCGUCUUGGCACUGUUAAGACACAUUGGAAGAAUAAAGGAGAUAAGAGGCGGUGGAUAUACGCGAUAUGUGCUGACUGGAUGA
This is a messenger RNA of Paraglomus brasilianum, 774 nucleotides long. NCBI's taxonomy places the organism in Eukaryota, Fungi, Glomeromycota, Glomeromycetes, Paraglomerales, Paraglomeraceae. The record is from the annotation of a GenBank genome assembly.